AUGGCGCUCAAAUCCGGUGUAUUCGCUUGCCUCAUCCUUGCAUUGUGCGUGAGCUGCAACAACGUCAUGGCACAGGACCACCGGGCCAUCCAACCUCCGUCCGUAUGCCCCGCGUGCCCCCGGUCCGAGAACCUCGGGAAGGAGACUGAGAAAAGCGCAAGCAGCAUAGUGGAGCGCACGUCCGAAAACGUCGGCAAGGAGACUACUGAGGUGACCUAUCCUUGCGAUGAAAAUGCCAUCGAGGCUGUUCAGCAGCUCUGCGGGAAUCUGGUCUCAGCGCUACUGGUGCCAAUUUGCGAAUGGGCGGCCGACAACAAGGUCACAAUCCCAGGCAUGGAUGGCUACCUACGCGGCGAUACCAUUCUGUUGCUGGCCAUUCUAAUUGCGGUGGCCAUCUACUUCUCCACCUUUUCAGCACCGCUGCGACGGACGGAAGUGGACCAGGGCAACUGCGUCACCGCUGACGGAGAGAUGGCCCCGCGUCCACGGGGUCCACGGGCGGAGUCCAAGGACUCCUGAGUCAACGCAGAUGUUUCACUCGCACUGCGCGUGCAUUGAUUCCAACUCGAAACUCCACAUAUUCGAACUGCGAAAUGAUGCACCAGUCACU
Molecule: messenger RNA, 610 nt
Organism: Cladocopium goreaui
Lineage: Eukaryota; Dinophyceae; Suessiales; Symbiodiniaceae
Source: the annotation of a GenBank genome assembly